AUGGAUUCCUAUCCAUAUAGCCAAUCGUCUAGUUAUCUUAAUCUUCUUCACAGUCAACAACCAAGUGUUGUCCAUGAAAACUUUCCUUAUGAAAGUUAUAAUUCUAGUAGUGUUAACCUUGGAUCAUCAGAAGUCCCUCCAUUCAGUUCACAACAAACGGAGGCUCCAACUCAACCUGAAGUCACACCAGCCGAGCGUAGGGAGAGGAAGAAAUGGACACCAGCUGAUGACGAGGUUCUGAUCAGUGCGUGGCUAAACACAUCUAAGGAUGCUGUUGUCGCAAAUGAUCAGAAUGCACGGACCUUCUGGAAACGCGUUGGAGAGUACUAUGCAGCAAGCCGUCAUGCUACCGAGUGUGAGAAGAGAGAGCAUCUCCAUUGUAAGCAGAGGUGGCACAAGAUAAACGAACUCACCAACAAGUUUUGUGCCGCAUAUGCUUCUGCAGAGAGACAACAAGCCAGUGGCCAGAAUGAUCUUGAUGUGCUGAAGCAGGCUCACGCGAUCUAUUACGCGGAUCAUGAAUCGAAUUUUACUCUUGAACAUGCAUGGUGUGUGUUGAGUUUAAAGAGAAAAACGGGUGAGACUGGUUCCCAAGCGUCAAGCUGUGAAGUUGGUGAUCAUGAGAGCAGGCCUGAAGGUUCUAAGGCUGCAAAAGCAAGAAGGAAUAACUCUAAAGGGAAGUGUGUUGAUGAGGUUAAGAGCAUUUGA
Brassica napus (rape) is the source of this 708-nucleotide messenger RNA. Its product is annotated as glutathione S-transferase T3-like. The transcript is spliced from 2 exons. The record is from RefSeq and is a predicted model, not a curated record. Bases 1 to 708 code for a protein of 235 amino acids. NCBI's taxonomy places the organism in Eukaryota, Viridiplantae, Streptophyta, Magnoliopsida, Brassicales, Brassicaceae.